Messenger RNA from Penicillium brevicompactum, 1524 nucleotides. RefSeq lists its product as uncharacterized. NCBI's taxonomy places the organism in Eukaryota, Fungi, Ascomycota, Eurotiomycetes, Eurotiales, Aspergillaceae. Gene Ontology annotation, biological process: transmembrane transport. The record is from RefSeq and is a predicted model, not a curated record. The coding region runs from base 1 to 1524 and encodes 507 amino acids. Gene Ontology annotation, molecular function: transmembrane transporter activity. The transcript is spliced from 6 exons.
AUGUCCAAGACUCUUGGACUUGUUGAUAUUCCUUCGAGCAGCAAACAUGUCAACCAUACCCCAUUGGCCCGCGCAUUUGCUCAAAAUGUUGUUGACAACGCCGAUGCCGCUCCCCCGCGCGCGCCCUCCAGCCCCGAACAUGCUACAGAGCUACAAACAGAGCCUGCUCAUCCAACCAACGCGAACAUCGCCUUGACCAUGAUGUCACUAUGUCUUUCCGUGCUCCUUUCCGCGCUCGAUUUAACGAUCGUGACUCCCGCCGAUCCCGCCAUAGUCGGCUCCCUCAAGUCCGCUGCCGGUUACACUUGGGUGGGGGGCGCCUAUACGCUAGCGUACGCGGCGGUCACUCCGGUGUGGGGUCUUGUUUGCGCGCUUGCGCCAAAAAUGAAUGCCCUGGUUGUGGGGCGUGCAAUUCAGGGUGCGGGUGGCUCGGGUAUGGGAAUCAUGGUCAAUAUCAUUGUCAGUGAUAUGUUCUCGCUGCGGGAUCGAGGGUUAUAUCUGGCCAUCACAUCACUGACUUGGGCCGUUGGAAGUGCCAUUGGACCGGUGCUGGCUGGCGAUGAUGUUUUUGGAUCAAUUGUGGGGAGAACCGCUUCAUACGACGGUCCCAAACUAACCCAAUCUAUAGUACCGGUCGGCGCUUUCUCGGUCCUCGUCUUGCUAUUCUUCUUGAGAGUCCAAAGCCCCCGGACCCCGAUCACCGCCGGUCUCAAGGUUAUCGACUGGACCGGAAGUGUUUUGAUUGUAGGAGGCGCUCUGAUGGUCCUCUUGGCCCUUGAGUUCGGUGAUGUCGCCUAUUCAUGGUCUUCCGCAACAGUCAUCUGUCUCUUGAUCUUUGGAACAGCAGUGAUGGCGCUUUUCAUGGCAUAUUACCUACCCCUGUACGCGCAAUCUGUCCUGGCCGCGACAGCCUUGACAUCCGGAUUGUACCUCCUUCCAUUAAUUGUCUCAUGUGCACUGGCCGCAGCUGCAGCGGAGGUAUUCAUGCAGCGAACUGGCAAAUAUCUGCCCGUCAUGUACAUUGCGCAAGGCUUUUUGGUCCUUGGAUCGGGACUGCUAAUCAGUCUCAAAUUUGAAGCCAACAUAACCAAACUAAUCAUCUUCCAGAUUUUGAUGGGGGUUGGGGUGGGCAUGAAUAUCGAAGCUCCUAUCCUGGCGGCUCAGGCUGCUGAAAAUGUUCGUGAUACUGCUGCUGUGACUGCGACUAUGGGUUUUGUGCGGUCGCUGUCCACUGCUAUCUCAGUUGUUGUUGGUGCCAGCAUGUUCAAUGGAGGCAAUGCUGCUUCGAAUGUGGAGGAGAUUCAGAACGCUGGGCUGAGUACAGACCAACAAAUCAUGGUUAGGAAGACGUACUUUGAGGCGUUGAGGGUGGUAUGGGUCAUGUGUGUUGCCUUCGCUGGACUAGCCGCCAUUCUGAAUCUGUUCGUGCGGGCCCGUAAGCUCCGAACUGAAAAUGAAGGUGCAGUACUGGGCAUUGAUCGGUCACGGCAGCAAGGUAGCCCCAUGAGUGGGGUUGUGGAAUAG